Platichthys flesus (European flounder) is the source of this 9618-nucleotide messenger RNA. It is a transcript of the gene clocka, whose product is annotated as clock circadian regulator a. The coding region runs from base 1159 to 3807 and encodes 882 amino acids. NCBI's taxonomy places the organism in Eukaryota, Metazoa, Chordata, Actinopteri, Pleuronectiformes, Pleuronectidae. The transcript has 23 exons. Gene Ontology annotation, molecular function: protein dimerization activity; E-box binding; DNA-binding transcription factor activity, RNA polymerase II-specific. Gene Ontology annotation, cellular component: cytoplasm; nucleus; CLOCK-BMAL transcription complex. The record is from RefSeq and is a predicted model, not a curated record. Gene Ontology annotation, biological process: regulation of transcription by RNA polymerase II; circadian regulation of gene expression.
GCAGUGGAUGUCGGUGAGACGUGUGUGCGAUGUGGAGCCCCGCAGCGGGCCCUCCUGCCUCCUGGCUCCUGUUCCAGCUCCGGUCCUCCCGCCUCAAACCUGCGCAGUCCUCCGACAGCAGCGCCACUGGCUGCAGGGAUAUCCCGAUGAGAGGGAAGGCUGCUCGGGGUAAGUGGGACAUCUCGGACCGCUGAACUCCGCUCCGUGUCGGUGUCGCGUGUAUCCGCAGCCUCUGCUGGUGCCGCUGUGAGGCGCAGAGCGGCAAACGGGGACAGUUGUGGUUUUGCCUGUUUGGUGACAGCGACUGGCCAGAGGCCCGGUGACCCACAUUCUUAUCUAAUGCUGGAUGUUAGCUCAGCUAGCUAGCUCCGGCUGAAGUGGGUUGACACACAUUCGGUGCGCUGUGCAGGCGAGUUCAACACUCGCUGUGUUGUAUAUUGUAAAGUCGUGGUUCGGCUGGGAAAUGCCGCCUGACUGAUCUCCCCACGGACAGGGGAGCGUUUACAGUGCGUGUCUCGUGUCGCAGUGAGUGUCUUCAACUAGAAAAGCUGUUGUUUUGUUUCGGUAAUUGACGGUGGCGUGUAAGCUAGGUGGCGUUAGCCUCAUAGCAAUCAGUGCCCGGCUUGCCGGCCGGCGUCGGCGGCAGCGGGCAGACGACUGCUCGGUGGCGGGCUGGACCCCGGCUGUACCCGGGCUGUUCACUGCGAGGCUGGCAGUGCUCCCGCUGACUUCACACACCUGACAGCCGGACGCGUCUCACCGGCUCAGGGUUCCCCACGUCUGCAGGGUGAAGGAUUCAAAUAACUUGCCUGAUAUUUAUCAUGAGGUGAAGCGUAUAGCGAAUCAACCAUCACUCACAGACAGACUCAGAUGUUGCUGCCAUGUGCCACACUCCCGCCCGGAGCAGACGAAAAACCCAGCCCAAAAACCGUUUGGCCACUUUCUCUCCUCUGAUCCAAGACACGUUCAGUGCCUCUCCUUGAAGACUCUCAGAGCUUCACCACUACAGUGUGUCCACUCAUUCCCCACCUUCAUCCAGCAGCAACUUUCUCAUCCUCUCCCAGGACUGGCUGUACUGGCAGUAAGGUUCAUUCACAAAUGUCUACCUCACGAUUAAAAGAGCCCUCUCCAACACAUCAACCCUGAACAGGACACAAAAUGACCUCCAGCAUUGACAGGGAUGAUAGCAGUAUUUUUGAUGGGUUAAUGGAAGAAGAUGAAAAGGACAAAGCAAAACGUGUGUCCCGUAACAAGUCUGAGAAGAAACGUAGAGACCAGUUCAAUGUCCUCAUCAAGGAGCUGGGUACAAUGUUGCCGGGUAACACCCGGAAGAUGGACAAGUCCACUAUUUUGCAGAAGAGCAUUGACUUUCUGCACAAACACAAGGAAAUCGCUGCUCAGUCAGAGUCAACUGAGAUCAGACAAGACUGGAAGCCUCCUUUUCUUAGUAAUGAGGAGUUCACUCAGCUGAUGUUGGAGGGAUUGGAUGGAUUUUUCCUUGCAAUUAUGACUGAUGGGAAUAUAAUCUAUGUCUCUGAGAGUGUGACGUCUCUACUAGAACAUUUACCUUCUGAUCUUGUUGAUCAAAACCUGUUGAACUUCCUGCCCAUGGGGGAGCAUUCAGAUGUGUACAAGGCCCUGUCCUCUCACAUCAUGGAGGGAGAGACGCCGACACCUGAAUAUCUGAAGACAAAAAAUCAGCUAGACUUCUGUUGCCACAUGCUCCGAGGGACUAUCGACCCUAAAGAGCCCCCUGUGUAUGAAUACGUCAAGUUCAUUGGAAACUUCAAGUCCCUGAAUAAUGUGCCUAACUGUACCCGAAAUGGUUUUGAAGGAGUGAUCCAGCGAUCACUUCACUCUGCCUUUGAAGACAGAGUGUGUCUCAUUGCAACUGUGAGACUCGCCAAGCCACAGUUUAUCAAGGAGAUGUGCACUGUAGAUGAGCCUAAUGAGGAAUUCACCUCCAGACAUAGUUUAGAGUGGAAAUUUCUCUUCUUGGAUCACAGAGCUUCACCCAUCAUAGGUUACCUCCCGUUUGAGGUCCUGGGUACAUCAGGGUAUGACUACUACCAUGUAGAUGACCUGGAGACACUGGCCAAAUGCCAUGAACACUUAAUGCAAUACGGCAAAGGAAAGUCCUGCUACUACAGAUUCCUCACAAAAGGGCAGCAGUGGAUUUGGCUUCAGACUCACUCCUACAUCACCUACCACCAGUGGAACUCCAGACCAGAGUUUAUUGUCUGCACACACACUGUUGUAAGUUAUGCUGAAGUAAGAGCAGAACAGCGUAGAGAACUUGGAAUUGAAGAAUCUCCACCUGACUUUACAGCAGAUAAGCAGUCCCAGGUUUCAGGCUCCGAGUCCCAGCUCAACACCAGUCUGAAGGAGGUUUUGGAACGGUUCGACCACAGCCGGUCCCCCUCACCUUCAUCUCCCAGCUCACGCAAAUCAUCACACACCGCUGUGUCUGAGCCAGUCUCAUCUCAGAUGAAGCUGCAGGGGGAUAGAAGUACAACAGGUCGCCAAUCUGUUUCUGUCAUGGAGAUGACGUCACCACGGAGAUCGUCUAUCAGCAGUCAGCAUUCGAUGAGCUCCCAAAAUACCGGACAGAACGUGACUCCGUCCAUGGUUCCUCAACAGCAGCUGCAGCAGCAACAGCAGCAACCACAGCAGCAACAACAGCAGCAGCAUCUACAACAGCCACUGCAGCCUCAACAGCAACAAGUUCAGAACAAUGUACAAUCGAUGGUGCAGUUCUCCAGCCAGUUAGAAACCAUGCAUCACCUAAAAGAGCAGUUGGAGCAGAGGACCAGGAUGAUUGAGUCCAACAUCCAGCGGCAGCAGGAUGAGUUGCGGGAGAUUCAGGUGGAGCUGCAGAGAGUGCAGGGACAUAACCUGCAGAUGUUCUUGCAGAAAGGAGCUGGAGGACUGAGUCUUGGCUCUGUUCAGAUGGCCCAGGGGAACACUUUGCAGCAGGGGGGGAUGCUCAGCAUGCAGGGCCAAGUGGUCUCUGCUGGGCCUUUACAGAACAACAUUAAGCAACAGCAUGCCGUCCAGCCCCAGUCCCAGCAACAAACACUCCUGCAGGAACAGAGCUUAGCACUCUCUCAGUCUCAGCGGUCGUCUCUCACCCUGCAGCCUCAACAGAAUCCACUGCCUAUGUCUCUCUACAACACAAUGAUGCUCCCUCAACAAAGUCCUGCUAAUGUGGUCCAGAUUGCCACCAGCCUGGCACAGAACACCGGACCCAACACUCCCACUGUGGCAACAUUUGCACAGGACCGUGCUGCUCAGAUAAGGUUUCCUGCUGCUCCCCAGCUGCUCACCAAGCUGGUGACAGGACAGAUGGCAUGUGGGGCAGUCAUGGUCCCUACAACCAUGUUUAUGGGCCAAGUGGUGACAGCCUUCGCCCCUCAGCAGGGCCAGACGCAGACCAUCAGCAUCUCCCAGCAGCCUCCACCACAGCAGCAGCAACUACCGCAGCAGCAGGAACAGCUGCAGUCACAGGUCACAGCCAUGCAGCCCGUGCAGGCUCCACUGGCCCAGCAGCAAACACAGUUCCUACAGGCCUCUCGACUUCUUCAUGGAAACCAGUCCACCCAGUUGAUCCUGCAGGCUGCGUUCCCUCUGCAGCAGCAGGGUACCUUUGCUGCCGCAACCCAGCAGCAGCAGCAACAGUUACAGCAGCAACAACAAUUACAACAUCAACAACAGCAACAGCAGAAGCAGUUACAACAGCAGAAACAGCAACUGGCUCGUCACAGAGCAGAUAGUUUGUCUGAGCGAUCCACUACCCAGCCACAGUAGCUGGCUGCAGCCAAUCAGAAGUGGAUUGGGCCAAACCGAGGUGGGGGUGUCUUUGUGAUGGCAGUCUCAAGACGGGUUGUGCUGAAAGUGCAGCCCUGAGACCAGGCCUCAUUUGUAAGUGACUGGGUGGGCAGGCUGAGGCUUCCCUCCCUCACAAGGAGUUUUCGCUGUUUGCACUGAUCUCCUGAGCACAAAGUGCUGCCAAGAAGAGAACUCCGGACCGUGCUAGCUGCGGCUCUGGCAGUUUGCUUUGUCUCUGGUUUGAAGCCUUUUCUCCAUGAAAACGGGGAGCCAUGUUUCCCGUUAAUGGACUCCCCGUCCCCUCCCCCAGCCCUCUUAUUGUGUGUUUAUUGCGCGUGUGUAUGUGAGUGUGUGUUUGCAGGAGCUUGUGUGUGCGUGCACUCUAGUCACCCUCACAGGAUUAUUUUAUGCAGAGCUCACCAGUUAAUGCAGUGAAGCUUCAAUCAGAGCUUCAAGGACGUCCUUCUAAACGGCCCAUGGCUAGUUUGUUUUGGAUGUUUUCUCCUAUUCUUGUUCUUCGUGUAAAAAUAAUUAUGGGUCAGAAAAUAUUUUUAAGAAUGUGUUGUAGAUUGAACUUUUACUGUACAGAACAUUAUGUGUAAUAUAUACUGUAAAUAUAUUGAAAAAGAAAGAACUAAUAUUUUAUAUGAUGCAUGAAAUGAAAUGCAUAGUCUGUUAUUUGCAGCUUUGAAUAUGCUUCUUUUCUAGUCUUCUCAGAAAAAAAGAUCUUAAAAUGCUCUGUGGCUGAUAUUUUCACAGGCUUCCUUUAUCCUAGGGGACGAUUGUUUGUGAGUCUGCAUAGCAGACAGUGUCGAUGCUGCUUGUUGUGUCACAGUUUGUUUAAUCCUUGACCCAUAUUUUCACGCAUUUUCACAAAAUGAUAUACGUUUCAAAAUUCAGCUUUAAACACAUUGUGAUUGAAUCAAAUGCUACCAAGGCUACUAAACAUUCAACAGUAGGAUUGCCAACCUAAUCCAAAAUUCCUGUUUGGUGUCUGAAGACACUUAAUAUUUAAUCUAUAAACAUUUAUCCCUUAAAAUAAACUACAGGAUAUGCAGUCAGUCCUGUUAACGCUUUCCUAAUAUGCUCAAACUAAGAGUUAUAUGAUUUGUGCCCGCGUAGGGUUAAUCAAAUGAUUUCCCAUCAGCACGCUGAUCAUCUAUCCAUUCUUUUUUAGCAAUUUACCUGUGGCAGCUGUGAGAUGGCCCCAAAUUCCCUAACUAGCUCAAAUACUGUCAAUCUGUUGUGUUUGGAUGCCAAUGUAGGUUUGCAACACUUGAAAACAGACACUGUAGUCGGCCAUUGUUGAUGUUAUGCUUAAAGUCUUCCCAGCAAAUGUUGCUGGGAAAUGAGAGAUGUAGACAGAGAAGUAAUAAUGUGGUUCUAGGCUGAUUCCAGCCAAUGUAAAAGCUAACUGGUUCUUAAAAGGUUUGCAAGUUGAACCAGCUCCGAACCAACCCAGCAUCAGCACUCCGUUCGAUUUGCAGGAAAGUCUUUUUGGAGAAACAGGAGCUGGACACAGUAGUCCAGUCCGAGCUCCAUGCAAGUUUAUAAAGAGAGAGAGGCAGAUCCCCCUGUAGGGUUCUCAUAACGUUUUGAGUUGGUAGAGCUAAUGUAUUAGUCAGCAGUUGCCACUUAAAACAUCCAGUAAACACAAAGCAACGUUAGUUCUAUUUCUGAUGAUUGUAAGUCAACCAUUCAGUCCCUUUUAGUCUUUGGUCUCCCCCGAGCCCUGAGGGAAAUAUUGGACUGCGUAGCUGCUAAAUGCUCCACUCUGUUCACCAGCUAGUCACUAAGUCGGAGCAACAGUCUUCUGGGGCGGCCUAAAGCGGCACAUUUAGAACAGGGAGCUUAACUUUGAGCUUGAAUGGUUUGUUUUUCAUGUCAUGAAAAAGAUACUUCAUUAUAGACAAUUUUAUCUCUUAUUGGCUCAUUCGAUGACAACUUGACCUAGGUACACAGUGCUAGUACACACACACACACACACACACACACACACACACAGAGACAAGCCUCCUUCCAUUCUGAUCUAAUUCACCACCAGAUGGUAUCAAGCUGACAGCUCAGCCCAUUCUUCAUCUGUGUGUAAAGUAACAGGCUGAGCUCAACACGGCCACAAGUCUGGUGACAAACAUCCAAUGUACAUUUUUUUUGCUCUGACCCGAGGUAUCUUGUGAUACCACGUGUACUUUGUCUGUUCACCGCUGCGUGUUUGGCUGUUGUGUUCUCGUGUGGGAAAUUCCUGUUUGACAUAGAAGUUCCCAAUAAUUCAUCCACUGUUUGGUUUGAGCCUGGCUUUGAGUAGAUGUGGAAAAAUGCCAAGACUAACCCUCAUUUGUGGCUAACUGCUUGGGGAUACAGCCUUGGACCCAAGCGUUGGACGGCACACAGACACACACACACACACACACAUACCUAAUAGGUUAACAUUAAUGUUACAUGUUACAGCAAAUGCUUAACUGCCAUAGGCUCUGAGGCCCAGCUAUGUUUGAACAUUUGAACAUGCAGAAUGUUGAUUUUGACAAGACCUAUUACCCACAAUUCACACUUUGGCAUUUUGAAUCCUUUGUUCAGCCCCAAAGUUAACAUAGUCCGUCCUAAAUGUUGAGUGAUUGGGGUGGUCCCUUCAUCUCUCCUGCAGUGUAUUUAAACUGAUGGAUUCUCAUUUCAGAAAAUGUUUGGCUUGGAUCACGUCAGUAGCUGUCACGUUGGCUAAAGUGGUCCCUUCUUAUUUUCCUGGUUAUUUUUAUAAUACAUAUAGAGUGUGUGGUUUUGUCUCCUGUUGGCUUUCACAAACAACACCAGCGCUGUGUCAUGAGUAUGAACACUAGUAUAUUCAGUCAUAAAGUCAUUGAUUUUCAAAUUGCAUGUAAGACAUCUAAGGGACUGUAUGAAAAAGUAAUCGACAGUGGGGCCUGAACCUGAUGUUUUAUAGAAGUGACUCUUAAGGAGUGGAAUGACCUGUGGGUGAAGUGAUGAAGAACAAAUGCAACAGUUUGCAGAUUUCCAGCUGCUCUGUUUUGAACCAAGAGCCUCCAAAAGACCAGUUAGCAGCAGUGUCAGUGAACAGCGACACACGUCAUAUUUUAACUUCGCUCACAAGUAGCAUCACAUUAGUUAAUAACAUUAUAACUGCUGAGAAGAUAUUCAGUCCCCACUGAGAACAACAGUGCAUGUCACUGUUGUUUCAUACAGUCCCUAACGCCAGCUGUCUCCACUGUCUCCACAGACCUUGUGGUCUGCACCAUCUUCACAGAGCUGCUCAAUCCUUCGCUCAUCAUCGGUUGGGCUGCAGCUCAUUUCAGUUUCUAAAUAAACCACAUUAGUUCCCUGCAACACAAUUUCACAAAGCUGCACAGGGGACCCGGAUCCUCUGGAGUGAGAUUCACGAGGUGCAAUAAACCUGCGAGAAUGUCAUGAAAUGUCAUUAACAUGAGUGUGUUGCAUGAGGAGGUGUGUGGCUGCGAGAGCCUUUGCACAAUGUAUGAUAGGACUGUUAAUAAGAGAAGUAAAUUAUUUAGCCUUUAAAUGUGCAAACCUAAAAUGAAACCUGCGUAUAAAGUUCAGAAUCAAGAGUUUAACGAGAGAGAAGGAUCUAAGCCAACUGUGACAUACAUAUAAAGACUGUUUGAACCUUCUCCCCAGAAAGAGCUGCUUACAUGUGGUUAUACGAGGACGAGCCCGACCGAUGUGGGCUUAUGGAGACUGCCACAGAUAUUCAGUCAAAUAAUCUGAUCUUGAUAUAUUGGCUGAAAUACAUAUAUUUAUUUAUUUUGAUUUAAGACCUAUGGUAUAUGAAAUCCUAAUGACAAAGAAAUGUUAUUGAGGCUUGAUAUUUUACAGUUAAACUAUAAACUAAUUAAUCAUAAAAAACAACGUGACAAUUAUUUAUAUCAGCCAACACCUGAAAAUGCCAAUAUGUCUAUGAAAGACUCAUUUCUGCAGACCAAAACAUCGGUCGGGCACUAAGACGAAGACUGUUAAGUUUAAAGGUAUUUUCUCUUUUCAUCAUCAUGUUCAGUCUUGUUCUGGAAUACAGGUGCAAACUGCCACAUUUUAAAAGACAAAGCGAUGCUUUAUUAAAGUUACCAGUCAGUGGUUCCCAGUCAUAGAAACAUGAGGGGAAAUGUUUUGUUAUCCAAAGAGCGGGGGCACGGCAGAGGAUGAGCCCUACACGAGAUGAUAUAGUGAAUUCUGUUCAAUGUUUUGUAGUUCUGAUGUUCACACUAGAAGCUCUUGUGUCUCAGUGUUUUGUCUCUGCUUUCAUGUUAUAUUUGUGUAGCAUUUUGGUUUGGCUCAGGAAAUGUACUGCUGCAGUCCACUCAGCAACAACAAUCUCCUGACGUUUUCUAAAAGGUUAAUGCGCUCUGAAUCCUGCAGGUUUGUGUGACAGUAGCUGUUUGGCCUGCGACAUCACUGACUAGUUUGUGGCCAAAAGGGAAACAGGAUUCAUGGUUUCUGCUCAGAUGACCCAGCGAGGAGCCAAUGGUUUUAUUAACUUUGAUCAGUAAAUAACUACUACAUGCAGUCUUCAACUACCAUGGGCAAAUGUUACAUGACAGGAAUAUGAGUUUAUCUGGUCAAAAAUCAUUUUAUUAACCUAAUAGUAUCAGUGCCAGAAUUGCUGCAUUAAACCACUUUAUUGAUACAUAAGCUAAAAUAUGAAUUUAGAUUAUUUAAUAUUUGAAUUUGUAUGUAUUGAUCAGUGGUUACCAACAUUCUGAUUACAUCAUUACCACAUUGACAAUCAUAAAUUUAGGAUAUAAAUACAUAAUUUUUACCCUAAAACUGAAGUUAAUGUCUGGUUUUAUUUAACUAACUGUCCUAAAAGUGAAUUUAUUGUGACGUGAAGAAAAUCUCUGGGAUUAUAAUUGUAUAAUAAUUGUUAUAAUUAAUUAAUAAUUAUAUCAGCAGCUAUAAUUUUAUUUUCGAGCAAUCAUUCAUAAUUACAGCUCAAAUCUAUACAACUUUAAUAAAGCUGUAUGUUACUUUAAUUCCUCAAUCUUAUUAUAAAGUGGUUUCAACACUUUGUUAUAGGUCUCUAUACAGUUUAUAAACAUUUCAGUUUAUGCUGUACCUCUAUUAUAAUGGAUUAAAGCAUUCAUAAGUGUUUAUUAAUAUCCUUUUGAACAACAAUGCCUACGGCGACACCAGUGACUGAUUCAUGUUUUAGUUGAACAGGAGUUGUAAUAAUAUAAAAUAUAUAUUUUUGAGAGAAGUAAUCAUUGCUGACAAAGCUCAUUAAUUAACGUAAAUUAUGUAAAAUUUCCUUCUGGCACAAUUGACUUACAGCAUGUGUUAUACUUUUGUUUGCAUAUUAUUUACAAAGUGCUUCAUAAAAAUCCAUGGCAAAAAAUGAACUAAGAAAAGAGGUAUUCAAUUCACUUCAAUUUUGAAUGCUAAAAUUAUAAAAUAAGACCAAGACCUUGGAAUUUAGAGAAAAAUAAAUAUAUAGACCCUUUCUUUUUACAGUGCUUAUAAAAAAAAAGAAGUUUUACAGUUGUGAACAUUGUAACUGAGAUUCUGCCCAAAAACUAUUUUUUCCAGAUCAACUACUGCCACCUUCUGUUCGGUUUGCGGUUAAGCAUCUUUAGACAUCAGUCAUCAUUCCCUCCUCAACAUCAAAUAACCUGACAGUGUAUUUGUAACCCUCCAGAUUUUGGUCUGCAUGUGUCCUGCUCUGCAUUUAUUUCUUGAGCCAAACUGUUCAGAAUUUCAACACAAACUUCUGAAGCAAAUGUAUCAACCGUUUGCUCCCCUUCAAUCUGAAAUAAAUCCCUAUGAAAUGUC